AUGGAUCAGCCACCCCAGACCAGGCCUUCGCUGCCUCCCAUCUCUAGCUUGAUCGAGGCCAUGAAUGAGCGAGCAGAACAACUCAAGCACGAAAAUUCGCCCAAAGAACAGGCCAGGAGAAUAUCGGCUGGCUCUCAAGGCUCAACCAGUCCCGACCGGCAUUCAGUCAGCGGCACACCACGAAAACGUCCACCGCCAACACCAGAGCUGCCACCCGCCUCGAGCUUCAACUUCCAGCGCCCAGCUGAGAACCACUCUCCGACUUCUACAACAAGCCGUGGUCCAUAUCUGCCACCAACGACAGCAAGCACCAAUCCUGGACUGUACUCCCAGCGAUCAGCAUAUCCCCCCGUUCCCGAGCCUAACUCUUAUCCGCCCAUACCUGAGCCUCAUCAGUGGUCAGCAGCUCCAGCCCACCCGCGAACUGGAUCAGAUCCUUCGCCACGAGACCCGGCUCGAGCAACCAAUGCUUCUACGCCUCCAGCAGAGACCGGUCAGGCGCCGCAGGGUCUUUCCCAGCAACGACCUUUGCCGGCCAAUUUUCCGCCUCAACUUCCCGCACAAGGGUUGCCGCCAAUGGAUCCUCAGAUGGCCCCGACCUGGCAGCAUCAUCAUUACUAUCCACCGGCCAACCCUCCCUCGUACCCUCAAACACAGGAGCGGUACAUUUGUCCCACCUGCAGCAAGCCGUUCUCAAGGCCUAGCUCACUGAAAAUACAUACAUAUUCUCAUACGGGGGAGAAGCCCUACAAGUGCAAGCACGAAGGCUGCGGGAAGCAAUUCAGUGUCCGCAGCAACAUGAAGCGACACGAGAAAGGCUGCCACGGUGGCGAGGGAGGCAACAGUCCUAAGACUGCAUGA
Cyphellophora europaea CBS 101466 is the source of this 861-nucleotide messenger RNA. RefSeq lists its product as uncharacterized. The record is from RefSeq and is a predicted model, not a curated record. The transcript has 2 exons. Gene Ontology annotation, cellular component: transcription regulator complex; PcG protein complex. Gene Ontology annotation, molecular function: DNA-binding transcription factor activity, RNA polymerase II-specific; RNA polymerase II cis-regulatory region sequence-specific DNA binding. Gene Ontology annotation, biological process: regulation of transcription by RNA polymerase II. Lineage: Eukaryota; Fungi; Ascomycota; Eurotiomycetes; Chaetothyriales; Cyphellophoraceae. Bases 1 to 861 code for a protein of 286 amino acids.